AUGUCUGGUGAAGCACCCGUUAUUACAGUUCAAUGUUUAUCAUUACGAGAAUAUUUUUCUGCAUCUAAUAUGAAAUCAAUAUUUCGUAGUUUCGUAUAUGAAUAUGAAACACCAAAAAUUGUUACUAUUCAUUCCAUUUCAAUUGCACUCAUGUGCCGUUUAAUUCAAGUUUUAAUUCUAAUUUAUGGUAUUGCAUAUUUAAUGAUACAUAAAAAAGGUUAUCAAGAAACCAAUACAUCGAUUAUUUCAUCAAUUACAUUGAAAGUGAAAGGUAUUGGUUAUAAUCAAACAGGACCAAAUGAAACUUUAGUUAUUGAUGGUGCAGAUUACAUUGUUCCGCCACAAGAAAAUAAUGCAUUAUUUUUAAUGACAAAUUUUAUUCGAACUGAUCAAGAACAUAGACGAUGUGCCGAAUCACCUGAUGAAAAAGAGUCAGCUUGUGUCAACCAUAGUCAAUGUCAAUUAAACAAAGAAUUUCGAAAAGCGAAUGGAAAAUGGACUGGUCGUUGUUUAAUAAACCCUAAAACUGUUCAGAAUAAAUCUUUAUCGAGGAUAGGUCGAUGUGAAUUAGAAGGUUGGUGUCCGGUGGAAAAUGAUCGUGAUAUUCCAAACCCUAUACGUGAUGCAUUAAAUUUUACUAUAUUCGUUAAAAAUUUUAUUGAAUUUCCACGUUUUAAAGUCAUUAGAAAAAAUAUUCAACAAAAUGCAUCCUAUCUUAAAAAAUGUAAUUACGAUCAAGCGAAUCAUAAAAUAUGUCCAAUAUUUCGUGUGUCAACUAUUCUUGAUAUUGUUGAACCAGAUCCUGUUGAACAAAUGAAUAUGUUAAAAUAUGGAGGUGUUAUACGUGUUAAAAUAGAUUGGAAAUGUAAUUUAGAUAAAUUGUUAGAGCAUUGCUUGCCAGAAUACACAUUCGGCCGUUUAGAUGGGCCCUAUAAAGAAGAAACUUUUUCACAAGGAUUUAAUUUUCGCUUUGCUUCACAUUGGAAGCAUCAAGGUCAAUCGUUUCGUACGUUAACCAAGGCAUUUGGCCUUCGUUUUAUUAUUUCUGUGAGUGGUCAUGCUGGUCGUUUUGAUGUAAUUACGCUCAGUUUAAAUAUUGGCUCAUUGAUUGGCAUCCUUGGCUUAGCAACAUUUAUAUGUGAUAUCGUUGCAUUAUAUGUUCAUCGUCAAUCCGAUGUAUAUCGCCAACAAAAAUUUCAAGACGUUGAUCUUAACCUAUUACGUUUAGAAACUUUGAAUAGCUUAACAGAAGGCAUGAUAAAUGAAGUAGCUAAACGGAAACAACAAGCUUUAUUAGUAGGUCAUGUUGUUGAAAACAAUGAUGCUAUAUCCAUAACAGAUAGUCCACAUAAAGAAAAAUUUCGACGAAACAAAGAACAACGUCCACAUGAUUUACAUGAUCAGUUAACAACAUCAUCGCCAUCCGUCGUACAUAGAACUCCAGCCGUAUCAUCAGAAUUAUUAUGCAAUGAUUAUCAUCAACGACCCAUGGCAUUUGCUAAUUCAUUGACUAACAGUCCAUCGCCGUCAUCAGUAAAACACAGACGUUCGAUAACAACACGAUCGCCACAAUUAACAAGUUUACCCAAGGGUAACCAUGAACAAAUCGAUAUGAUUGAUAGCAUCAAUACAGAUUUUACUGAUGAAGAUUCUCCGAUUGUAUCUGGACACAAACAAUUAAAUGAAUUUAGGUCGAAUUUAAAUAUAAAAUCUAGCUCAUUGACAACAACCGGACAAGAAAAUCUAAAGCGACCACCACCUAAACUUGAAACGUUUUUAUGA
Rotaria socialis is the source of this 1782-nucleotide messenger RNA. The record is from the annotation of a GenBank genome assembly. NCBI's taxonomy places the organism in Eukaryota, Metazoa, Rotifera, Eurotatoria, Philodinida, Philodinidae.